GAAGUUUUCCUUGAGCAAAAGCAACCCUUUAAUUUUCAGGUGCUGCUCCAACAAAGAUGAGAAAUCCCAGGAAUCUCAGAUGAAUCCUUAAAGAUGACUUGGAAUUAGUCUUUUAUGCUGCUUCCUGCCGAAUUGAUAUAAUGUCAACCUUGUGAGUUGUACAAGACCCAAAAGCACUUAUCUCGUGCAAUAAAACAAACAUGCUCCAGAGUGUCAAAGGCAAGAGGUCCUGCACAUGACUAUAUACUAGUCUAAUUUAUUGAUUCUCCAAAAUGGUGAUAGUUCUUAAAGCAUGGUUUGUUUCUUCAAUGGAAUCAAGUGUACAUGAAGCUGUAUCAUCAAGAUUCUGUGAUGGUUUUGCUUUGAUGCCUUAUGCUUACUUGGAGGCUGUCAACUUUUUCUCCUUCAAGGAUGAAUAAAUUUAGCACUUGAUGUUUAAAAGAAAAAGGGUUUCUCGGUGCUUAAGAAGGACGUUGAAUGUGAUAGAGGGAUAAUAUAUAGCACUAUGGCAUUCUAUGUCUUCAGUUUGCAUAUUCCAUUAAGUUUUGGCGGGCUGGCUAUAGUUGCCACCAUAUUGCAUCAAGAAGUUAUUGAGCCACAGACUGAGGCGUUGGCAUUACUUGGUCUUGAAAUUUUAGAGUUCAUUGGUUUUGUCUUGCUGCUGAAACGCCCUGGGGAGCCCCAGUACAAGCUUCUUGACUUAUUCCAAGUUAACGAGUUAGCAGCAGAAAGAAGCUGGUUGCUGGCAUCACUGAUUGGUUUUUUGUUCCUUUUGUUCUUGUUGCUGGUAACAUCACUUAUUGCUGAUCAAUUUCUGGGGACUAAGGAGGUAAACAAUCCAAUACUGCAAGCACUCCUCUCAAGCGGCUCAAUCUCUGUUACAGCUUGCAUUCUUGUCUACUGCAUUGUCACUCCCUUCCUGGAAGAGAUUGUCUACAGAGGGUAUUUGCUGACUUCUCUUUCCUGCACUAUGAAGUGGCAGCAAGCCGUUCUGCUGAGUUCUUUGCUUUUCAGUGCAUCUCACUUCUCUGCUGAGAAUUUCCUGCAGUUAUUCGUUAUUGGCUGUGUCCUUGGAUGCUCUUAUUGUUGGUCUGGGAACCUUAGUUCAUCUGUCCUCGUACACUCGUUGUACAAUGCCUUCAUCCUCUACAUAACCUAUAUUUCUUGAAUAUUGAUGCUGAUUCUGCGCGUUCCUUCUACUUAUUUGGACAAAUUAUCUACCUUUUAUGGAUUCCGUUUACAAUGACAACUAAUUAUUGCUUGUCCUCUCA
Coffea eugenioides is the source of this 1271-nucleotide messenger RNA. RefSeq lists its product as uncharacterized. Gene Ontology annotation, molecular function: metalloendopeptidase activity. Lineage: Eukaryota; Viridiplantae; Streptophyta; Magnoliopsida; Gentianales; Rubiaceae. Gene Ontology annotation, cellular component: membrane. The record is from RefSeq and is a predicted model, not a curated record. The coding region runs from base 506 to 1168 and encodes 220 amino acids. The transcript has 5 exons. Gene Ontology annotation, biological process: CAAX-box protein processing.